Messenger RNA from Pantherophis guttatus, 2306 nucleotides. It is a transcript of the gene ABHD17A, whose product is annotated as abhydrolase domain containing 17A, depalmitoylase. Lineage: Eukaryota; Metazoa; Chordata; Lepidosauria; Squamata; Colubridae. Gene Ontology annotation, biological process: regulation of postsynapse organization; protein depalmitoylation. Gene Ontology annotation, cellular component: endosome membrane; plasma membrane. Gene Ontology annotation, molecular function: palmitoyl-(protein) hydrolase activity. The record is from RefSeq and is a predicted model, not a curated record.
AGGAGGAGGAGGAGGAGACGCCAGAGGGUGGGAGGCCCGACGCAGCAGCGGCCGCUCGUUCCAACUUGCAGGCCCGACGCGUAAUGCGGAGCGCAGGGGCGCCCGGUUGGAGCUCCCAAAGGGGAGCCGGGAAACAACAGAUCCGGGCCGGACGAGGGCUUGGCGGCUGAGCUGAGGCGACCACAGCAGAGGGGAACGGAGGACAGACAGCCCACCUGCCGGCCGAAGGGAGAGACUCGCCAGCUGCCCUUCGCGGAACCGGAUCCUGUGCAGCGAAACUCAUGUGCAGAGAGAGACUUCGAGAUUCUCCAUGCUGGAAUGCAGAGCCCCUCAGUGAUGGCUGUUCUGAGCGGACAUGUGCUAAAGACUUGCUGUAUUUCACUGGAGGCUGAAAUAUUUCCUUAACUGGUUGGAUUGCCUGCUUGUGGGACUCCUGCUUUUCCCUGAAUAUUACCCUGUACCCCAUAGUCCCUCCUCUCGAUUCCACCCGCGGCCAUGAAUGGGCUGACGGUUAGUGAACUCUGCUGUCUCUUCUGCUGCCCGCCGUGCCCCAGUCGAAUAGCUGCCAAGCUGGCCUUCCUACCUCCAGACCCCACCUAUACAAUCGUCCCAGAGCCAGAUCCUGCGGGCAGCACCAGCAACGCCGCCUCCCGGAGUGGCACCAUGGCUCGCUGGAAGCUUCAUCUGACGGACCGAGCUGAUUUCCAGUACACCCAACGAGAACUGGACACCGUGGAGGUGUUCCUUACCAAAAGCAGCCGAGGGAACCGAGUGAGUUGCAUGUACGUCCGCUGCGUACCUGGCGCCAGGUUCACCGUUCUCUUCUCACAUGGCAACGCUGUGGAUCUGGGCCAGAUGUGUAGCUUCUACAUCAGCCUGGGCACCCGGAUUAGCUGCAACAUCUUUUCUUACGACUAUUCGGGCUACGGUGCCAGCACAGGGAAACCAUCAGAGAAGAACCUCUAUGCUGAUGUCGACGCAGCCUGGCAGGCCUUACGCACACGAUAUGGGAUCAGCCCCGAGAACAUCAUCCUCUACGGGCAAAGCAUUGGGACGGUGCCCACAGUGGACCUGGCCUCCCGCUAUGAGUGCGCAGCUGUUAUCUUACAUUCACCUUUAACUUCGGGCAUGCGCGUUGCCUUCCCAGAAACCAAAAAGACCUACUGCUUUGAUGCUUUCCCAAAUAUAGACAAGGUGUCACGCAUCACUUCCCCCGUGCUGUUCAUUCAUGGCACCGAAGACGAGGUGAUCGACUUCUCUCAUGGCUUGGCCCUUUACGAGCGCUGCCCGAAGGCAGUGGAGCCCCUCUGGGUGGAAGGAGCUGGCCACAACGACAUUGAACUCUACAGCCAGUACCUGGAGCGCUUACGCAAGUUCAUCUCACAAGAUCUGUCUGGUUAAUGCAGCUCCACCUGUCUGACCCUUCUGGCAAGGACCGCCCACCUUGACUGGGCCUGGGGAAGCAGAGGAAGCAUUUCUGGCUUUCGAAGGAGAAGGCCACUGAUGCUGCAAGCUCCAUGUUCCCAUCUGCAAAAUGGGAGUAGUUCUAUUCAUCCUUCCUCUGUUGCAGGCUUAGUCUGCGCAGGGCUCUUGAGUCUCCCCUGGUGGUUCUUCCCCAUCGCCAAGGGCCCUUUCCAGCUGUUCUCAUUUCCAGCUGCUGUCCUGGCUGUAGAUGGGCCUGAGACGGAGUCUCUAAUUGCACCUCCUCGCGGGACUCCAUAGGACUCGAGCGUUGCAGACUGUUCUAAACCAUGAACAUCUCCAUCAGGGCUACCCUCUUGUGGCCUCCGUCCAUCUUCUCACUUCCUGUGUCAGAUCCCGUUUUCUUAACGCUCCGCGUGGUGACCCAUUGAUAGCAAUAAGCCAUAGGCAGGGUGGGGCGGGAGGCAAAGCACCUUGCAUGCUGGCCAAAAACGGCUUGCUUCAGUUUGGCUGUCCAGCCCGCUGCAGCCCUUGAAGGACAAUUGACUUUCAUUCAGAUUUCCCCAGGGGUGGGGAUGGCAAACAACCACCUGGAAUUUUUCACCCGGAAGCCUGCAAAAGAACUGUUUGUGGGAUACAGCAAGGCUGCUCUACGCGUCUCGGCAUUAAUUGGGCGGGAGUGGGAGUCACUUGCCAGCUUCAUCACAACUCCUAGAUACUAUUGUUUUAAUAUUCCAUAUCCUGUCCCCUCCAGAUGUCCCCAGGGAAUGGAUUACAUUUAUUCCGGGUAUUCAAGCAAUGGGGAGAGAUCGGGGUGGGAAGUACGGGAAGAAUUCUCCAUCCAUUCAUUUUGAAAGAGGAAUAAACAAAAAAUGAAAGAUCCA